UCCUUGCUCAGACUAACGGUUCAUUCUACCGGUACAAGUGUCAGACGAUACUAGUCCUGCCUGCAGGAAAUCGUGUACCAUGUUACGCAUCCAACUUUUAUUGGCGUCAUUUUGUCUGUGGACACCAUCAAACGGACACGUCAUUGAGCGCCGUCAAGCAGCUAAUGGCUCCACGUCACAACCACAAUGUUCUCUCGUGGACCGACUGUUAGACGUCUUACAAAACGACCUAAGCAGGCUGGAGGGGAAAUACGACGACCUCUUAGAGAAAUAUCACAGAAUUGUGGAGACCACAUCCAAUUUGCAGAUUAGUUUCGCAAAGUUAUCUUUGGACAAGCAAAAUGCUAUUGGCAAAGACUGUGCUGAGUUGUACAAGAACGGUGCAAAACAAAGCGGAGUGUACACCAUUACCCCCUCUAACGGCCAAAAUCCUUUCGACGUUUACUGUGACAUGACCACUGACGGGGGAGGAUGGACGCUAUUCCAGAAGCGUAUGGACGGGUCGGUCGACUUCUUCCGCGGUUGGGAGGAUUACAAACACGGCUUUGGUAAUCUGAACGGGGAGCACUGGCUUGGAAACGAUCUUAUAAAUCUUCUCACUAACCAAGGUCGGUAUGAACUCCGCGUUGAUAUGGAGGACGCCACUGGAGUCAAGGCGUAUGCCCGCUAUGACAAUUUCGCCAUCUCCUCAGAGAGGACAAAUUAUCAGCUGACCAUUGGCGGAUACUCUGGAAACGCAGGUGACUCCCUGGGUAACCAUAAUGGCAUGGCAUUCUCGACGAAGGACAAAGAUAAUGACAGCCACGACAGCAAUUGUGCUCAAACUUAUAAGGGCGCAUGGUGGUACAAAGCAUGUCAUAGGUCAAACCUGAACGGUCUGUACCAUCUUGGUGAGCACGCGUCUGGCGCUGACGGCGUCAACUGGUACGAUUUCAAAGGCCAUAACUAUUCACUGAAGACAACAGAGAUGAAGAUUCGUCCAAUCGGCUUCAAGGCGGCUUCAGCUGUCAUUGGCUAAAUGUGCUAAAGUAAUUAUGUUGAAAAAACAAGAAAAUUUAGGACUCCCCCCAUUUAGCAAUAUACCAAGACUUAGAAAAAUUGCAUAGGGUGUACUAAAUGUGUCUGAAUGAAAUGAAGUGAGAUAGGUCAGACUAGAAUGUGUAAAAUUAUGUUUAUAGUUAUGCAAUGAUGAUUUAUCUUCAAUAUUUUCAUGCAAUUUUGCUUCAUCAUCCUUACAUCGUAUCUGUCGAAAGAGACCUACAAAGAAAACAUUUCAAUUUGAAACGAGGAAAUUUAUAUCUUAAUUGGUUUCAUGUAUAUUGUCACUUUGCUGCAGAAUAAAUUGUCAAACAACU
Molecule: messenger RNA, 1355 nt
Organism: Lingula anatina
Lineage: Eukaryota; Metazoa; Brachiopoda; Lingulata; Lingulida; Lingulidae
Product: microfibril-associated glycoprotein 4-like
Source: RefSeq, a predicted model, not a curated record